Molecule: messenger RNA, 1170 nt
Organism: Adineta ricciae
Lineage: Eukaryota; Metazoa; Rotifera; Eurotatoria; Adinetida; Adinetidae
Source: the annotation of a GenBank genome assembly
AUGCAUUUAAUUUCUAUAUUCCGAAUUCUUUAUGUUUUGCUUUUAAUUACAUUAACGAAACAAGAUGAAUCUGUGAUAUCUUUCAAGCCUUCAUCUCUUAGCAUUAUCAUUGGGCAACACCAGUCUGUUACUGUUCAUCUUGUGAAGUCGAAUGUGACUUUUCCGGUUACGAUCGCAUUCCAAUACGAUGAUAAAUUGAAUGAUACCCAAGGUUACAUUGACCUUAUACCAGAUAUUACAUUUACAAACGCAACAAGUCAAGAAAUUGUCAUUACCGGUCGUCAUGAAGGCCAUUUGAUUGUAAUCGCACAAUCGUCCCAAGUAAAUUUAUCAUCCGCAGUCGAUUUCAUUCUCAUCGACAUAGCCCGCAGUCGUGUGAUUGAUGUUUUUAUUCAAAUUGUCGGUUGGAUAUAUUUCAUUGCUUGGUCAAUAUCAUUUUACCCUCAGAUAAUUUUGAAUUUUCAACGUCGAAGUGUUAUUGGACUUAAUUUCGAUUUCUUAGCUUUAAACAUUCUCGGACAUUCAUGUUAUUCGGUUUUCAAUCUUUAUAUGUACCUAUCAAAGAACGUCCAACAACAGUACUAUGCUAAACACCCACACGGCGUUUUACCUGUUCUAUUGAAUGACGUUAUCUUCAGCUGUCAUGCUGUUUUUGCAUGUGUAGUCACUGUUAUCCAAUGCUUAUUCUUCGAUCGAGGCAAUCAACGUGUUUCCUAUGUCGCCAGAAUCAUUGGUGGAGUAUGCAUUGUAUUUCUACUCAUCUCAACCAUCGUUUCAACAUCAAAACACUUGUCUACAUUAGAUUUGCUAUAUUUCUUUUCGUACGUGAAAUUAUUUAUUACAAUUAUAAAAUAUUGUCCGCAGGCAUGGAUGAAUUUUAAACGUAAAUCAACCGAAGGCUGGUCUAUUGGCAACAUUCUCUUAGAUUUCACCGGCGGAUUAUUCAGUUUAUUGCAAAUGUUCUUACUCGCAAGUAAUUACGAUGAUUGGUCGUCGAUAUUUGGCUCGCCAACAAAACUCGGCUUAGGAUUAUUUUCAAUUCUGUUCGAUAUCUUGUUUAUUGUACAACAUUAUAUACUUUAUCGUACGCACAAGACUACUACGAAAGCGAUCAAUCUCCCGAAUGAAGAGCUCGAUGAAAAUUCUCCUAUUUUGUCAACGAAAUCUUAA